CUUCCCCGUAUCAUUAGCAAUCUAACUAUACUUUGAAAUGAUCAGAAAACAAGCCCGUGAAAGAAAGGAGUACCUUUACCGCAAGGCCUUGGAGUUGCAAGAGUCUUCGCUCCAGCAAAAGCGUUCGCAGUUGAAGGCCGCGUUGGCCAGUGGGAAGCCAUUGCCAAAGGAAAUUGCCGACGACGACCAGCUCAAGACGGACUACAUCUUCGAUGAGUCUAUCCAGGAAGCCGUGGACGAUGAGUACGCCCAUAUGAGUGGGAUCGCCGACCCAAAGAUCGUGGUCACCACCUCCAGAGACCCGUCCACCAGAUUGUCACAGUUUGCCAAGGAAAUCAAGUUGUUGUUUCCCACCGCAGUGCGGUUGAACAGAGGUAACUACGUCAUGCCAUCCUUGGUCAACGCCUGCCAAGCCUCUGGCACCACCGAUUUGGUCAUUUUGCACGAGCACAGAGGUGUGCCAACCACCUUGACCGUCAGCCACUUCCCGCACGGGCCUACCGCCUUCUUCACCCUUCACAAUGUGGUUCUAAGACAUGAUAUUGAAAACUCGGGCAACCAGUCCGAGGCACACCCGCACUUGAUCUUUGAGAAUUUCAACACCACCUUGGGGAAGAGAGUCGUUACCAUAUUGAAGCACAUGUUCCCACCGGGCGUCAAAAAGGACAGCCCUAGAGUCAUAACUUUCAGCAACGACGGCGACUUUAUCAGUGUCAGACAACACGUGUAUGUGAAGACCAGAGACGGUGUGGAGGUGGCCGAGGUCGGCCCGAGAUUCGAAAUGAGAUUGUUUGAGUUGAGGUUGGGGACACUUGAGAACAAGGAGGCUGACGUCGAGUGGCAGUUGAGGAGGUUUGUCAGAACCGCCAACAGAAAGGACUACUUGGGUUGAGCCUCAUGGAGUUAAACUCGAGAGGUUGUACAUUAGCUAUUUUCAAUAGAAAUUAAAGUGGAAUUUUUUUUUUGCACGGAUAUGGAUUUAUAGAUGGUAAUUCCUUGCCGGUAUGCCUGAAUAGCCUUGGGUUAUAUAUUUCAAUAACGAAUAUCUCAUGAAUGG
Babjeviella inositovora NRRL Y-12698 is the source of this 1057-nucleotide messenger RNA. It is a transcript of the gene IMP4, whose product is annotated as snoRNA-binding rRNA-processing protein. Gene Ontology annotation, biological process: rRNA processing. The transcript is spliced from 2 exons. Lineage: Eukaryota; Fungi; Ascomycota; Pichiomycetes; Serinales. The coding region runs from base 38 to 892 and encodes 284 amino acids. Gene Ontology annotation, molecular function: snoRNA binding; rRNA primary transcript binding. The record is from RefSeq and is a predicted model, not a curated record. Gene Ontology annotation, cellular component: Mpp10 complex; nucleolus; small-subunit processome.